Messenger RNA from Acomys russatus (golden spiny mouse), 2745 nucleotides. It is a transcript of the gene Tmcc2, whose product is annotated as transmembrane and coiled-coil domain family 2. The record is from RefSeq and is a predicted model, not a curated record. Gene Ontology annotation, cellular component: endomembrane system. Bases 440 to 2560 code for a protein of 706 amino acids. The transcript is spliced from 5 exons. Lineage: Eukaryota; Metazoa; Chordata; Mammalia; Rodentia; Muridae. Gene Ontology annotation, biological process: amyloid precursor protein metabolic process.
GGCCGGGUGCCCAGGGCGGCCCUAAGGGACCCGCCCGGCCGGCUCCCGCGCGCCCUGCCUGGGCCAGCAGUCGGGCCUGAGGGCGGGGAUGCGCGGUGUGGUCCAGCUCCCCGCCGCCCUACCGGGCCCUGAGGCAGAAAGUUUGGGGGUCGGGGCCGGCCCACCUCCCGCGCCAAGGAACGCUGCACCCCGGCUUCAGCCGUGACCUGUCUCCGCACCCCAGGUCGGAAUGAACUAUCCCAAGGCUCCCCUCUUCGCCCCUCCCUCAUCUUCCUUUAAAAAGAUAUUUUCUUAAAUUCAAGAACUCGUGAUCUGCCUACUCCCCUCGUCCAUAAUUUAAACCCCACGUCUUUUGAGUGCAAGAGGGGGUGCGGUCUCCCCCCCCCCCCCAAGGCAGCACGCUAGAAGGACAGAUUCCCCUUGCCGACCCACUUACACCAUGAAGAGGUGCAAAUCGGACGAGCUGCAGCAACAGCAGGGCGAGGAGGAUGGGGCUGGGAUGGAAGACGCGGUUUGCCUUCUGCCGGGUGCGGACCUCCGGCCUGGGGAGGCCUCGGGUGCUAACUCCGCUGGCGGGCCAACUUCAGAUGCUGGCGCUGCGGUGGCACCCAACCCGGGUCCCCGAAGCAAGCCUCCUGAUUUAAAGAAAAUCCAGCAGCUCUCAGAGGGCUCCAUGUUUGGCCACGGCCUGAAGCACCUGUUUCACAGCCGCCGCAGGUCACGAGAGAGGGAGCACCACGCGUCUCAGGAGGCCCAGCAACAGCAGCAACAGCAGGGCCUAUCCGAUCAGGACUCCCCAGAUGAGAAGGAACGCUCCCCGGAGAUGCACCGCGUCUCCUAUGCGGUGUCCCUGCACGACCUGCCUGCCCGACCCACUGCUUUCAACCGAGUGUUACAGCAGAUCCGUUCCAGGCCCUCCAUCAAGCGGGGCGCCAGCCUGCACAGCAGCGGUGGGAGCAGUGGCCGCCGUGCCAAGAGCAGCUCCUUGGAGCCACAGCGUGGCAGUCCUCACCUGCUUCGUAAGGCCCCCCAGGACAGCAGCCUGGCCGCCAUCCUGCACCAGCACCAGGGCCGACCUCGCUCCUCCUCCACCACCGACACCGCCUUGCUCUUGGCUGAUGGCAGCAAUGCGUAUCUCCUGCCUGAGGAGGCUGAGAGCACCGGUGACAAGGGUGACAAGGGAGAUCUUGUGGCCCUGAGCCUCCCCUCUGGCCCUGGCCAUGGUGACACUGAUGGGCCCAUCAGCCUGGACGUACCCGAUGGAGCGCCCGACCCCCAGCGGACUAAGGCCGCCAUUGACCACCUGCACCAAAAGAUCCUGAAGAUCACUGAGCAGAUCAAGAUCGAGCAGGAGGCGCGGGAUGAUAACGUGGCAGAGUACCUGAAGCUGGCCAACAACGCAGACAAGCAGCAGGUGUCGCGCAUCAAGCAGGUGUUUGAGAAGAAGAACCAGAAGUCAGCCCAGACCAUCGCCCAGCUGCACAAGAAGCUGGAACACUACCGCCGGCGCCUGAAGGAGAUCGAGCAGAACGGGCCCUCGCGGCAGCCCAAGGAUGUGCUACGCGACAUGCAGCAAGGGCUGAAGGAUGUGGGCGCCAACAUGCGGGCCGGCAUCAGUGGCUUCGGGGGUGGCGUGGUGGAGGGUGUCAAGGGCAGUCUCUCUGGCCUCUCGCAAGCCACCCACACCGCAGUGGUGUCCAAGCCCCGGGAGUUCGCCAGCCUCAUCCGCAACAAGUUCGGCAGUGCCGACAACAUCGCCCACCUGAAGGACCCUAUGGAAGAUGGGCCCCCUGAAGAAGCAGCCCGGGCGCUGAGUGGCAGUGCCACACUAGUGUCCAGCCCCAAGUACGGCAGCGAUGAUGAAUGCUCCAGUGCCAGCGCCAGCUCAGCUGGGGCAGGCAGCAACUCUGGGGCUGGGCCGGGAGGUGCACUGGGGAGCCCUAGAUCCAACACUGUUUAUGGUGCCCCUGGAAAUCUGGACACUCUGCUGGAGGAGCUGCGGGAGAUAAAGGCGGGCCAGUCGCACCUGGAGGACUCCAUGGAGGACUUGAAGACCCAGCUGCAGAGGGAUUACACCUACAUGACCCAGUGCCUGCAAGAAGAGCGCUACAGGUAUGAGAGGUUGGAGGAGCAACUGAACGACCUGACUGAGCUUCACCAGAAUGAGAUGACCAACCUGAAGCAGGAGCUUGCCAGCAUGGAAGAAAAGGUGGCCUACCAGUCCUAUGAGAGGGCCCGAGACAUCCAGGAGGCUGUGGAGUCCUGCCUGACCCGUGUCACCAAGCUGGAGCUGCAGCAGCAGCAGCAGCAGGUGGUGCAGUUAGAAGGCGUGGAGAAUGCCAACGCGCGCGCUCUGCUGGGCAAGUUCAUCAACGUGAUCCUGGCACUCAUGGCCGUGCUGCUGGUGUUUGUGUCCACCAUUGCUAACUUCAUCACACCCCUCAUGAAGACGCGCCUUCGUAUCACCAGCACCGCCCUCCUGCUCCUCGUCCUCUUCCUACUCUGGAAACACUGGGACUCGCUCACCUACCUCCUGGAGCAUGUGCUGCUGCCCAGCUGAGCAGCCACCCUGGUCCUGUCCUGUGCUCUCCGGAUUCUGCCGGCCACACAUCUCCAGGAGGGCCUGGGAUUCCUGAGUCCCUUGGAUUUUGUCACGUGUCCCGUUUGGCCCCUAACUGUCCCCUCAUUGCACUGCUUCUGUCUGACACCAUCUCCCCUUUCAGCCUGAAGGCUGCUGAGAGGAUG